Caenorhabditis angaria is the source of this 14882-nucleotide messenger RNA. Lineage: Eukaryota; Metazoa; Nematoda; Chromadorea; Rhabditida; Rhabditidae. The record is from the annotation of a GenBank genome assembly.
UUGACGUGUUCGACUUUUAUAAAAACAAGGUUAGUUUCAGGGUUUUGCAAAGUUUUAAAAAUUCAAAUUUGAAAAUGAAAAAUUUUAAAAUAAAAAUAUUCAUGGUCUGCAAACACUUCUUGCAUACCGUACUCAUUGCCAAAUACAGAUUAUCAAUAGAGCACACUUUCAUUCUUACUUUUUUCCGCCCAAAUUUUUCUUUUUUUUCGAGUUUUGUUUUCUUGAGGCUUCAUAAGGACUAUCAUGUCGUUUUUUUAAUUGAAGCAAGAUUUUGAAAUUCUAGGGCAGGUUCCGAAGAGCAAAUAGUGAUUGAUUCUUAUAAGCGGGGAAGUAGAUAAGGUGCAUUUUUAGGAUCUUUUCAUUUUUUGUCUAUUCAAGAAUUUUCUACCACCUCUUUUUUUGGAAAUUUCGUUUAAAAAAAUGCAGUGAAGUACAUCACAACUCUUUGUUCUUGCCUUUCCUUUUUUUUUUCGAAACAAAAAACGCGAAAGAAAAAAACAAUAGGUGCUUAAAAUUGUCUCACAGCUAGCUAAAGUGGCUGCUCCGUUAUGAAUAAUUAAAAUCGAGAAAAAGUAGAGGUAUCUAGAUAACUUCUUUUUUCCUUCUCCAGCUGCAAUAACGAAGUUUGUAGUAAUUUUCGUCUUGUAUAAAUAGAUUUUGCUGUCGCUAUGGAAAUGUAUUUAUUAAGAAAUAAUUUUUCGCCAUUUCGCUAUCGAAUUCCAUGAAUGAUCGACAGUCAAAACGACCUUUCGAUGAUUCAUUUAUAAUUACGAAACGAAACGUUUUCAAAAAAUGAAAUGAAAUGUGUGUUUUCUGUGUGCUCUUUGAGAGAAAUCGACCUUUUUCUUCUUCUCCUUCCAACAAAAGAGUGAUCUACUGAAAUUUAAUCUCAUUGCCUGUUAGUUUUUAUUUGAAAUAAGCUCAAACGAAAUGAAAGUAGCUCAAACUUUUCUUCAUCCGUCUUUUUUUUCAUGCAAUUCAAAUUUUUCGAACUUGUCUUCUCUAGACAACUCAACUCAUUUCAUCACCCCCUUCUUUACUCAAUUUCUUUUCAAGGCAAAAACGACUCCCUUGUCAAAAAUCUGUCAUUUUUCGUUUUUUUUUUCAGAGCAGCAGUGUACUGAGAGUUUUGACGAACUAAAACGGACUUUUUUGUUGGUUGGUUGGCGCAACUCGACUACUAGAACAUGUAGGUUUUUUUUCGUGGUUUUCGUAGAAACCCAUAAAUUUCACACACAUAAAAAUUAUGUAUUUUCCAAUUUUUUUAACAAGCUAUGUGUGUUAUUAUAUAUUUUAUCGUAUAUAUAAUCAAAGGUUUUGUUUAUGUUUUUUAUUUCUUCGGAGAAAUAUUUCGAAAGAAAAAGAAAAAACAAGCUCGAGCUAAGACUAAAACUUCGCAAUAUCUUUAUAUCUAGUAUAAAUAAAUAAGCUUAUAAAUAUCUGUAUAUAUAUUUUUCUUUUUCAUCCAUCCAAUAUAGCUAUUUUGCACACUGGCUGUCUUUAUCGAACAGAACAGUGAGAUGGAUGAAAAAAAAGAACAACAAAAUAUAGAAAAAAGAAAAAAAAGAGACAUGCAAAAACAACACAUGUUCAUUUAUUUACUUGUUUUUUCGAUGAAUUUUUUUGCUGUUUUCUAUGUGAAUGAAAUAGAUAUAGAAAUACGGUUCUCCUAGUUUUUAUGAAGAAUCCAUUUUUUGGGUUGUUAAUUCAUGAGCCAAGCUGAGGAGCUACAAAAUUUGGACAAUCAUUUUUCGGAAAAUUAAUGGUCCACGUUUUGAAGCUUAACAACAUCUGAUUUUUUGCGAGACCUAAACAUCGGAGAUUUUUUUGAAAUAUUUCCGAUUCAGACACCUAAAAUUUCAAUAAGAAAAAUAUUCCAAAAAAAAAUCCGGUCGUUUUCAAAAACUCUUGGCUUUCAGAUCCAUUAGUUGUUUUUGUUCUAGGAAUUUUCUCCUGAAUUCGAAAUUGUUUUUAAUGUUCAGUCCGUUUCGAUUAAAAAUUAGAUUUUUAAAUUUUCUGAUAAAAAAGGCGGGGCUUCUUCAUUCGUACGAUUAAUUUUUGUCUUGUCUCUUCAAAAAAGGAGGAGCCAGGUUCUUUUUCGGUUUUUUUCUCGUUUGAACAAAAAAGUGGUAGAAGCAAUAUAUAAUAUUUUUAUUUGAAAACAAACCAAACCAGAGGUGACAUUUCGUAUUGAAGAAACAUGCAAUUUAUUCGGGUUUUUUUUUGAGAACCAAUUUUCAUUCUUUUUUUUCGAUAUACGUUUUUUGUCUUCAAAAUUAACUGAUUCAACCAACCUCUUCUUUCUUUCCGUUAGAAGGUUUUUUUUUCAAAACCAACCCCGAAAAAAACAGAAGAAUGCUAAAUUGUUUUAUGUGUUUGGUGAGGCGUAAAAAGAGCCUUUCUCUAUAUUAUUGAGCUCUUCUCGUUUUUUUUUGCGUCCGUGGUGCGUUUUUCUCCUCUUCAUCAUUUACUUUUUAAAUACAUGUGUCUUCUUGUUGUUAUUUAUAAUGUUUUUCUCUCAUUUGUCAUCUCUCGAAGAACACAUCUAAUCCUAUUAAAUUAUUUUUUUUUGAGGAGCGAUGUAAACAUUUUCAUCGAUUUUCCAUGAUUCACAAGUUUGUUUCAUCAAAUUUUUUUAUUGCAAAAAGUUUAUUUUUUACAAAAAUUAAUUUCUGAAGGUUUUGUGUUCUUCAACUUUUUUCUGUACUCAUUGACGACAAUCGCUGGCUCCCUUUAACAAUUGAUAAGAAUAUUUAUAUGCGGUCUCUCAUUUCGACGUUUUUUAACUGUACAUGUUUGUUUGUUUGAUAUAAGCAUCUUUUAAAAGUGUAAAGAACGUAUUUUUCAAAAAUAUUCUGUUGUUAUUUUCAUUAAAUUUAAAUAUACUUUCAAUGCGGCUGGGAAUUAAUAUCGGUCUAAAAUUUAUUGAAUUUUUUGCAAAAGAUGAGAAAAUUGGCCUAGAAAACACUGAAAAAUAGGACAAAUGAAAACCUAGUCCCCGACGAAAUUUGAAAAAAAAAUGGACCUGAACCGAUUCCUUUGGUGAUCCAAUUUUUAUGAAAAAUCAGAGGGACUAGGUUUUCGUCCUAGUCCAUCUAUUUUUCAUUCAACAAUCUAUCAAACCCGUUUCAAAUUUGAUAAAAAUGUCUGUCAAUUUUUUUUUCGGAAAUAAAAUAGUUCUGGAAUCAAUCCGUUUCCUUUCUUUAUUUCUUUUUUCUUCAUCAUCACAAAAUUUCUUUCUCACAUCAAUAAAGAAAUAUUCUUCUGCUCGCACAAAACUUUGUCUGCUUUUCUCCUCCUCAUCUCUAAACAUUUUUAGAAAAAAAAGAACAUCCUUUUGAUUUUUUUCUUCUGCUUGAUGUCGAUUUUCUCAAUUAUUAUCCCACGAAGAUUUUGCGUGCGUCCGACCGAUUGACAACACAAAAAAACUCGAACACAUCAUUUGAAUAUGUGAAUCGUUAUAUUUAUUUUUUGAUAGUUUUUUGUGUCUCACAAAAAAUAUAAUAUUUCUGUUUUUUCUUCUAUGUGGGAGUGGUGUUUACUAAAAAAUAGUAUAUUAGUCAUUACCAAUCGAUAUUCAUUUAUUUUUGUUAGGUUCUCGGGAAAAACCGUGUGAAAUGCAUUAUUUCUCCCCGUCUUUAUUAGUUUUUUCCUUGUUUUUUUUUUGAAAACAAUAUAAUUGUUUUUUUUUUGCAGCACGAUGCCCCAAUAUGGAGCAUCGCUCGAAGAACUUCGCGCUUUGAUGGAAUAUCGAGGUGCCGAAGCGAAGGAAAAGAUUGAAAAUGAUUAUGGUGGAACAGCUGGAUUGUGCGAAAAAUUGAAGACAGAUCCAAAUAAUGGUGAGUUUUUCAGGGUGAAAAGGUGCGGGGAAAUGGAAAAAACAAUGAAGAUAUAUUAUUACGAAAAAUUGAAUUUAAUUGCCCUGAAUUUGCGGACCGAAUCCGAGGAAUUGGGCCAGGUCUGAAAAAAUCGGACCUGCUCCGAUUUCACACAAUCUUACAAUUAGGUUUUUGAAUUUGAGAUCAAAGAACACACAGAACGGAGAGAGCAAAAAUAUCUUAUUUUUGAAAAACUGUUUGCGCUCUCUUAUUUUUUGUGUUCUUCAUUGUUGCAUGAGUUUGUGACCACCCAAAUUCGAAUUUUCAAACUUCCGAAGUGAAUCACUUCGAAUUUUUUAUUAAAGUUUUAGAAAGUUUCGAAAUCUUCAAUACAAUAAAACCAUGAAUCAUAAUCGGAAAUGAAUCAUAUUUUUUCAGGUUUACCGAACACAGAAGAAGAACUUGAAAAUAGGCGAAAUGUAUUUGGCGCGAACGAAAUUCCACCACAUCCACCAAAAUGCUUUUUGCAAUUAGUUUGGGAAGCACUUCAGGUAAAUCUUGAUCAUAUUUAUCUGAAAAUACCACCCGGAUGCAUGUAUUUCUUGGAAAAAAAACUCAGCAAAAAUGAUAAAUUGGUUCGGAGCCUUCCGAAAAGGCUCCCAUGGGUUUUGUGCUCGCCAAGAUUUUUUUGCGCUCAUUUUUUCAUCACUAAUCUCCAUUCACUUCUUCUUCUUGCCAGCCAGCCCGCUCACACACACGAAAAACUCUGAGUUUUUGGAGCCCUCUUCGGUUUUCUUUUUUUUUUUUUGGAAAGGGGAAAAUCAUUGAAUAUGCAUGAGUGGGUGGCUGCUACGCGAAGGAAGAAAUAGGAAAAACGACUGAACUAAAACGGAUUUACACGAAAUAAGGUUUACGUAUGAACAAAAAAGGAGGAGAGAUAAUUUUAAUUGUUUUCGAGAAAAUUGGGAAAUUUUGGAUGGACAGGCUGUUAUUAAAAUUUGGGAAUCUAUAAUUUUGAUUUAUUUUUAGAACAAAAUUAUUGGAAAAAUAAUAACAGGCUGAAAUUGGACGUUUGAUUUUGGUGAAACUUGAGAAAUUGAUUACCUGGAAAAAUUGGAACCAAUCAAAAUCCAAUAUUUUUGCAGGAUGUAACACUUGUAAUUCUUCUCGUAUCUGCAAUUAUCUCAUUAGCUUUGUCAUUUUAUCGACCACCAGAAGAGGAAGGAGGCGGCGGAAAUGAUGAUGGUGAACACGAUGCUGGAUGGAUUGAAGGUGUUGCUAUUCUGAUUUCGGUUGUUGUUGUUGUUUUAGUUACUGCCUUGAACGAUUAUACCAAAGAACGUCAAUUUAGAGGUGAGUUUUUGGGUGGCAAGACUUUAAGAGAAAAUUCAUGUUUCUGUAUUUUUCUUUAACUGAAAAUUGUGCUUUGAAGUUCUAAAACUCUGUUAAAUGACUUUUCAAAUUCUGAAAUCUAGAAACAGGAUCUUUCUAAGCGAAACCAAUUUUAAAGCUCAUUUCUCAAAAUCUGAUAAUAUUUUUUGGCCAACAUUUAAAUUUAUGAGUUUUUUUAAUUGGCAGUUUUGUUCACAAUCUUUUUUUCAGGUCUCCAAGCGAAAAUCGAAACCGAACAUCGUUUCUUCGUAAUUCGUGGCGGACAAUCGAUCCAAGUUGUUGUCAACGAACUUGUUGUUGGAGAUAUCGCUCAAAUCAAAUACGGAGAUUUAUUGCCAACCGACGGAGUUUUGAUUCAAUCAAAUGACCUGAAAAUCGACGAAUCCUCAUUGACCGGAGAAUCUGAUCAAAUCCGCAAAAGCCCCGAACAUGACCCAGUUCUCCUAUCUGGAACUCAUGUUAUGGAAGGAUCUGGAAAAAUGUUGGUUACCGCUGUUGGUGUUAACUCGCAAACUGGUAUUAUUAUGACACUUCUUGGAGCGGCGAAAACUGUUGCGGAAGAGGAGAGAAAAACUGCCAAACGUGAAGGUAUUUUUUUGAAUAUUUUCAGUUUCUGGAGUACAUGAGAUUCCUUUCCCCCAAUUCCCCUGUUUUUUUUCUAGAUUAAUUUUCCCGUUAUUUACGAGCACGAGCUUGAUUAAUGUUUUAACAAGAAAAAUUCGUAGAAAAACCUUUUCUUAUGGGGUCCUCUUAUUCUUCAGAUCGACGUUCUCGUUCCUCGAUCAAAUCUCAUCAUCAACAACAAAACCACAAUAAUCAUGGUAUUUGUUUUUUUCAUUCGAACUUUCGUGAAUAUUGUGGUUGUUGAUAUUUACUUCUACUCUAUUUCUAUCUCUUUUUGAAGUGAAAUGAAAUUCUAUCGGGUUCAGAAAACACUCUGAACCACAAAAUGUUUUGAAAAAAUUAGGUUUUUUUGAAAAUUGCAUCCGUUCGUUUCUAUUUUAUCUUCUCUUCUCUAUCUUUUUUUAUCUAUCUGUUAUUUCCGGCCGUAAAAAAUGAGUCAAGUCUGUCAAGAAAAAAAAGAAGAACAUUUUUGAAUGAUCGUUGUGUUGCGGCACAUGAUGGUUGUCUUUUUCUUUUACAUCACCCUCACAUUUGUUCUGUGGUUUGGUCCCCAAAACAAAAAAAAAUUGAAUAUUUUUGUUUUGAACAUCAAAAUAAGAAAAAUAAUGUCUGAAAAGAGAAGGUCGUGGAAUCAAAAAUACGUUUUUCUGGAUAGAAAAGGAAAACUAUCAAUUUUUGUCACAAAGUAUAAUUUAUUUUUGGAUCUCACGACUUUAUCUUCAAGAAAAAUCCAAGGUUUUGAAUCAUAUUUUUGUGAUUCAAAACCUUGUAUUUCUCACUUUUUUUAAAACGAAAAGAAAACCUGAUAGUUUUGGAAUGAUGAUAUUUGUUUUAGGAGGAGAUGGAGCAAGUGGAGCCGAAGAAGGAACAGCGCAAGCACUUCUUGGUAAGUUAUUGCUUUGAUUGGCCUGAAUCCGACGAUGAUUUCAAUAUGGAUGUUGUUUAUUCAUAUAUAGAUUAGACACACUUUCUGUUGUCUCUCUCUCUUUUUUUUCUUUUUUGGCCGUUUGAUUUGAGGGCUAUUUGAAGAAUAAACACGAUUUCUUGAAAAUGAAUAAACAAGGGGACCUUUUUCGGAAUCAUUUUGAAAAUUGAUGGAAAUUUCAAACUGUAUUGAUUCCAGAAAAUAGUUCCCUUGUGAGACAGAAAACGGUAAAAUUCUGAUUCUAGAAAUAAAACAAUUGUUUACAGAUUCAAAAGGCGAAGAAGCAAUGGCAAAUGGAAAAGUUGGAUCGGCUGAAGCUGAUGGCAAAAAAGAACGAUCUGUUUUGCAAGCCAAACUUACUCGAUUGGCCAUUCAAAUUGGAUAUGCUGGUUCAUUUGUUGCUGGUUGCACAGUUCUUAUUCUUAUCAUUCGAUUCUGUAUCAAACAAUAUGCAAUCGAUGGAAAUGGUUUCAAACUCUCCGAUUUCCAAUAUUUCAUCAAUUUCCUUAUUAUCGGAGUUACUGUUUUGGUCGUCGCUGUUCCUGAAGGAUUACCACUUGCUGUCACACUUUCAUUGGCUUAUUCAGUUAAGAAAAUGAUGUUGGAUAAUAAUUUGGUCAGACAUUUGGAUGCUUGUGAAACAAUGGGAAAUGCCACCUCAAUUUGUUCGGAUAAAACUGGAACAUUGACAACAAAUCGAAUGACUGUUGUUCAAUCUUAUAUCAACGAGGUUCAUUAUAAAGAUACACCAAAAGUUGAGCAAUUGGAAGCGAAUACAGUCAAAGUUUUGCUUGAUUGUAUUUCGAUUAAUUCGAGUUAUUCAUCUCAAGUCAUUCCACCAAAACAAUUGGGAGAACAAGCGACUCAAUUGGGUAACAAAACUGAAUGUGGAAUGUUGGGAUUCGUUUUGGCUUUGGGUAAAAGUUAUCAAGAUAUUCGAGACAAACAUCCUGAAGAAACUAUUCCAAAGGUAAUAUUUUUAAAUAAAACGUUUUCCCAAUUAUCAAAUUCAUACAAUUUCUUGUGUUUAGGUCUAUACUUUCAACUCUGUUCGUAAAAGUAUGUCAACUGUUGUCAAUCUUCCUGAUGGUGGAUAUCGUGUAUUCUCAAAAGGAGCCUCUGAAAUUGUCACAAAACGAUGCAAACAUUUCCUUGGAAAGAAUGGAGUCAUCACAAAAUUCUCGCCAAAAGAUCAAGAAAAUCUUGUGCGCGAUGUAAUUGAACCAAUGGCUUCUGAUGGACUUCGUACAAUUUGUGUUGCUUAUAAAGAUUAUGUUCCAGCCAAUAAGAAAACUUCGGAUAAUCAAAUUGUUUAUACUGGAGAACCAGAUUGGGAAAAUGAAGAGCUUAUUGUUGGUGAUAUGACUGCUAUCGCGAUUUUGGGAAUUCAAGAUCCAGUUCGACCAGAAGUACCAGCUGCAAUUGUAAGAUGUCAAGAAGCUGGAAUUACUGUCAGAAUGGUUACUGGAGAUAACAUCAAUACUGCUCGAUCAAUUGCAACUGCUUGCGGAAUUUUGAAAGCUGGCGAAGAUUUUAUCGCUUUGGAAGGAAAAGAUUUCAACGCAAGAAUUCGUGAUGAAAAUGGCGAGGUUUCACAGGAAAAAUUGGACUUGAUUUGGCCAAAAUUGAGAGUUUUGGCAAGAGCUCAACCAUCCGACAAAUACACUUUGGUCAAGGGAAUUAUUGACUCAAGAGUUACUGAUUCACGAGAAGUUGUUGCUGUAACUGGAGAUGGAACUAAUGAUGGACCUGCGUUGAAGAAAGCUGAUGUUGGAUUUGCUAUGGGAAUUGCUGGAACUGAUGUUGCUAAAGAGGCUUCUGAUAUUAUUUUGACUGAUGAUAAUUUCACAUCCAUUGUCAAGGUAGGAGAAUUUCAGUGGUUCAGAGGAGGGAUAAUUUUUUUGCUGAAAAAUUGACAAAAACUUUUUGUGAUAGGAUUUCUUGAUUAUUAAAAAUAUAUAAAACUUAAUUAUUUAAAAAAUAUGCUUUUAGAAGUUUUUUAAAACAAAUUUCUGGUUUUUCGGACCUACAGAAGUUUCCGGGCUUAUUUCAGGCCUGAAUUCAGGCCUUUUGUAAAUUUACGAAAUUGGAAGAAGUCCACUUUCUGAUAAAUUUUUCAGCCAGCUAUUUUUCGGCAAAUUUUGAAUAGGACCAUAUGAAGGGGGCUCUCGGGCCAGGCUCUAUUUUUUGAGAAAAAUUCUGAAUCGGACCACUUUUUCGAAAAAUUCAAUUUUUUCGGGCCAAAAUCAAGAAAUUUUGAAAAAAAAUUGGGAAAAUUAUAAAAAGCUAACUUUCAAAAAAAGUAAUUCACCGAAUUUUUUUCCCUAAACAAUUUUCCCAUAUUUUCAGGCUGUUAUGUGGGGACGUAAUGUCUACGAUUCGAUUGCAAAAUUCUUGCAAUUCCAAUUGACAGUCAAUGUUGUCGCUGUUGUUGUUGCAUUCGUCGGAGCCUGUGCUAUCCAAGAUACUCCACUUAAAGCUGUUCAAAUGCUUUGGGUCAACUUGAUUAUGGACACUUUGGCUUCUCUCGCUUUGGCCACUGAAAUGCCAACUGAAGAAUUAUUGAAACGUAAACCAUAUGGUCGUACAGCUCCAUUGAUUUCUCGAACAAUGAGCAAAAACAUCUUGGGACACGCUAUUUAUCAACUCGUUCUUUUGUUCACUCUCAUCUUCUAUGGAGAAGUUUUGUUCUCGAUUAAAUCUGGUCGCUGGGCACCGCUUCAUUCUGAGCCAUCAGUUCAUUUCACAAUUGUCUUCAACACUUUUGUCAUGAUGACUUUGUUCAAUGAGAUCAAUGCUCGUAAAAUUCACGGAGAACGUAAUAUUUUCAAGGGAUUGUUCUCGAAUCCAAUCUAUUAUGUUAUCUGGAUUGCCACAUUCGUCUCCCAGGUUAUUAUUGUUCAAUUUGGUGGAAGAUGGUUCAGUACAGCUCCUUUGGAUGUGAAUCAAUGGUUGUGGUGUUUGGCAUUCGGAGUUGGAACUCUUCUUUGGGGACAAGUAUGUUUUGGGACACAAAUUAGGGCCGUUAGAUUAAAAAUCUUCGAAAAUGUUCAAUUCAGAAUCAUAGGCCAAUCUCAAUUUUUAGAGAGAAUUGUUUCAAAAUAAAUUUGAAAAAACCCUGUUUCAUAAGCUGAAAUAUUAUUUUUUUUCUUGUAGAUUGUAACAUCAAUCCCAACUGGAUCAUUGCCAGCAAAUAUGACUAUUGGAUCUGGCGAAGCUCCAGACAAUGAUCCACUUAUGCCAGAUUAUGAAGAUUCGGACACUCACGAGAAACGAUCGGGACAAAUCUUGUGGGUUCGCGGAUUGACUCGACUUCAAACACAGGUAUGUCAUUUUUGUUUCGAUUUUGAUUUUAUAUUUAUUUAUUUAUUUAUUUAUAUAUCAAUAAUUAUCCCCCACCUUCACCCCCUCAAACGAAUUUUUUUUUAUUUUUGAUUUUUCUCUAUCUUAUCGCCAAAAAAAAUUGAAACAGGAAAAAAAUUAGCCUUAGUUUGCUUCUUCUAUUUCUCUUUUUUUGGUUACUAGGAAAAAUUAGGAGAGAGUAAGAGACGCAGAGAAACAGAAAAGAGAGAAAAGAAUGACUGUUUUUUUGGUAGAGAAAAACUGAAAAUCUUGAGCUGUUCUCAAUGUUGCGUGCGGAGUUAUAUGGUUGAUGUGUCUUGAGAUUUUUGAACGAAAAAAAACAUUAUUCAAAAAAAAUCAAAAAACAGGUUAGGACUAGGUGAAUAAAGGAUUGUGUGUGUGUUAUUUUAGUUUAUUUUCAGUGAUUAGUUGAAUUAAUUAAUUAAUUAGUUUAAUAGUUAAUUAAUUUAUAAAAACAAGUAGAAAAAUUUAGAGCAUGAUAGAAAUUCAAAUUUUUUUGUGUAUUCUUUUGUUUCUAUUUUUCAAAAUCUUUUUUUUGUUCAGUGUCUUUUUGUGUUGUGUUUUUUGGGAUUGUUGAAGAAUCCCAACCGGAAUGUGCGUCAUUUUGUGAAACACCGUGCAAAAGUCGUUAUUUAUUCAUGUUGUGUCCUGGAAUUAUCGAAAAGUCUUUUUUUUUCAAAACAAAAAUCGAAAAAUACAAUUUACAACAAAAUACAAAAAAUAUAUUUUGCAGCGGUAUUUAUUUAUUUUUUGAGCACAACAAAACACUCCCUCUCUCACUAUUAUUUUUUUCAUAAUCGAAAUGAAGAUGCGACCGAUCGACGUGUGUUUUUAACCUUUUUUUGGGAGUUCCCUCUCCGGAAAAAAAUAUCUCCUUUUGUUCCUCUUUUAGGAUGCUGUGAUAACCCCGCUACUCGUUCCCUCAACAAGAAAUGAAAUCGCUUUUUUUUGAGGAUUUUUCUAACCUAUAUUUUAUGUGAGGCAAAACGUCUUGUUGUUUUGUCCUAACCAAAAAUUAUAUAAAUAGGGAAUUUUUUUGGAACUGGUUGAAUUUUUUAAAUUUUUCAUUUAUCGAUUUUCCAGCCAGUUCCCAAAAAAGUUCCUGAAUUCAACGCAACGCACUCAACGAAUUUCUUGUUUUGUCCUUUUUUGGCUAAUUAAAAUUCCAACAAAUUACGCAAAAUUAAAACAAUAAAACUAACAUUAUAUCAUCGCUUCUAACUCCUUCCGCGAAAACAGAAAUAUAUUCUAAUCAAUUUCGAAAACUGUGGUUGAGUUUCACUUUUCAUUUCAUUUUCUAGAAGUUUUUUUGAUAUUUUUCCGCAUGCUUCAAGUGCUGUAGUGAAUAUUCAUUUGGUAUUUAUAUUUAUUUAUUUUUUGCUGAAAGUUAUUAAUUGAAUUAAUCGAAGAAGAAGAAACAAAUUUGAGUUUUUCGUUAAUGCUUUUGCCUUUUUCUAACAUUUGGUUAUUUAGUUUCGGUUUUUUUUUUUUGAUUUUUGACUAACUUACUUUCCGAAAUGGCACACAACCUACCAACUCCGACGGUCGCAUCUAACAUUUUGAAUUGAAAGAGAGUGUUGCUCAGGUUUUUCAUGAAUUUUCUUUUUCAUAAAAAAAACGGUGAUUCUUUUUUCUUUUCUUUUUCUUUGUUUUUCAUUUUUAUUUAUUUAUCACGAUUUUUUGGGUGUCUUUUUGAAGUGGAAAAUUUUCAUACUCCAGAAUUGGCCUGGAAUUUUGAGAUCAGAUAUUCUAUGACCGAAAUUCUGAAUUUUUCAAAUUUGUAAAAAAAAUUGAAAAAUUUCAAAGUAGGUUUCGUUUCAAUCAAACAAUAAAACUCAUAAAUUUUUUAAAAUCUGAGAUUUGACAAUUUCAACUCACAAAUUCUGAAGGUUUUAGUCGUUUUCAUUUUUUUUACCAAAAUUCCUAUUUCAAAAAAAAAUGAAUUUGAAGCUUAAUUUCAAGAUUUAUCUGAUUUAUAGAAAAUCUUAUAAUUUCAUGUUUAGAAUUUGAAUUUUCAUUGAAAACUUGAAAUUCUUCAGAAGUUUUCCAGUUUUUCCACCUCUUGACUUCUUUUGGAGUAUGUUGAAAAUCUUCAAAACCACCCGAAAAUCGAAAAUAACCAUUAUUCAAACUUUUUCCAUUAUCAUUGAUAUUAUUCCAUUUUUUUCAUUUUCCUACUAACCCCUCAAUUUUCAGCUACGUGUUGUCAAAGCAUUCCGUUCUUCUCUCGAAGAAUUCGACGAGCGUCGUUCAAUUGCUUCAACCCAUUCAGUUCAAUCAAUGCGUGGCGGAUUCUGGGGAAGCGGUCGACACACAACAACUGCCGCCUCACCAGAUCCAGCUGGAAUGCGAAGCGGAAUGGCGGGUUUGGCACAUCGCCAAUCACCCCAACCAUAUCCAUAUUAUCAUCAUCAACAACCGCGAACUCCUUCGCCACAACCACACAUUGUUGUUGAGAAUGGAAACUCUGCGACUGGAGCUGGAAGUGGUGCAAAUGCUCCAACAGGAAAUGCGGCAAAUAAUGGAAAAAUGGAGAAAGUACCACUUGUACAACAAUGGUCGCCAGAUACAAAUUCCUCUUAUACACAAACUCAAAGGAGUAUCAAUAAGAGUAUGUCAUUGGACACACCGGUGUCUGUUGCUCACGUGUAAUAUGUUUUCCCCACCUAAUAUUUUGACAUUUUUUUAAUAUUUAUAUUUUGAAAUUUUCUUUUUUGGAUCUAUGAAUCUGCAGAAGAUCGGAGAAAUGUUGUGGUUUUUGGAAUUUUGAAGAAAUUAGAUUGGAAGAAGACUUCAAGAGACAUGUAUUGUCCCCAAAAACUACCACAUUUUUUCAUAUUUUCUUCGCCAGAUACAUUUAUCCUCUACCGUUCUUUUUUCUCCACAAAAUCUAAUACAGUUUUGGCUUUAUUGACGACAUCAACAUUUUGUGCUCAGCUAACAUUGUUCUCUCUUUUUUAUCUUAAAAACAUUAUAAUUUAAAAUAGUUUUCUUUUUGUGUUUUACUGGUAGUAAUUGUCAAAAAAUUCGUCAAUCGAGAAGCUUUGUUCGAAAUGUUUUAUUAUCCUCAAAGUUCUUUCGUUUUUCUUUCUCUCUCUCACUUUUUGUGCAUUUUUAGCCAAUUUAGGAUUUGAAUGUUUUUUGUUUGUGUUAGUGUUUGGUUUUUUAUCGUAUUCCGAUUUUAUCUGUUUCUUUUAAAACAUUAUUAUAUUUUAUCUUAUUUUAUGAUAUUUGAAGAUAACAAUAAAAAUAUUUUUAAAAGUUUUGCGUGUGAAUUUUAUUAACUUUGAGUUUUUGAAUUGAAAAAGGUUUUUCGAUAAUUCCAAAAUUGCAUGAAUUCCAAAAACUUUCUCCUGAUAUACACAAAUCCUUUAUUCGCCUCACCCCGCUGGUUUUAGUGAUUUUUGAGAUGUUUUUUUUCUGACAAUGAGAAACACGCAGAAAUAUUUGAAAUGGGAAAAAUUAGAUUUAACAAAAUUUGGAAAAUAAAAAAAAUCUAGGCUCGUUAAUUCAGCCUUAAAAAUCCUAAUUAAAAAAUACAGCACUAGAAAACAAUGAGAACAUUUUGGAGAAAAACCCAAAAUUCAAAAUAGCGGGCUACAAAUUUUCAUCCCCAGAAUAUUUUUUUCUGGGAAAAUGGCUUCUGAUGAAAAUUCGAACAAUUUCAUAUUUUUGCACAUUUUUCAUUCUUCCCCUCAAAAAUUCAUCACCAAUUUCCCCCGAUCGAUUAUUUUUUCAUUCAUUCAUUCAUUCAUUUUUUCACUCAUCAAAAGUGUUACAGGUUAUUGGAGGUGAAAGAUCGGAUCAUUUGAUUCCGGUUCCAUUAAGCAGUGCACCUACAGAUCAAGCAGUAAGGCCCACAAACACUAUCACACACAAAACUAGAGUCUAGUUGUUGUUUUUGGUGGUGGCGUGGUUUUUUUCUAAACUUUGAUGUUGUGUUGUGUGUUGGUGAAAUUUUGCUUCGAAAAAAUUCCCCACAUUUCGCAAUAUUUUUUGGUGUGAUGUGUGAUUUUUCAACCAAAAAAACCUUUUAACAACUUCUACCUUACAAAAACAAAAUCUCAAACAAAAUUUAUUUAUCACCUUUAAAACGCUUCUAUUCAUUAUCGUAAUAUGUUUUACUUCUGUUCUAAUUUUAGUAUUUAUUUUUAGUUAUCCAAAAAAUCAAACUAUCAAGAUUCAUAAUUUCAUUAUUUGCAGAUUCGAGUGGUGAAAGCGUUCCAAGCCGGAUUGGAUCGUAGAGAGCCGAGUUUGACUGGACAAUCGGCGGCUAGACUUAGAGAAAUUAGUAGACAACUUAGAUUGCAAGUUGAUAGUGAGAAUAGAGGUUGGUUUUUUGGGAGGAAAUGAAUUGUUGAAAAAGGCUUCGCUGUUGGAAUUUCAAGUUCCCACAAGUCAAACAUUUAUUGAAUUCCCAAACUUUAAAUUUUCAUUUUUUUUCAAAAAAAAAUUCUAGAAACAUCAGAAAUUAUUUUGUCAAAACUGAGGAUUCGGAAAAUUUUUGAAGUUCCUGAUUCUUGGAAAAAGCCGAUUUCGAGGAAUUUUAAAAUUGAAAAUUCCAGACUGAAAUAGAUAUUUCUCUUUGAAAAACUACAGCAUGUUUCAAUUGAAUUUUUAAGAAAUCACAAAAAUUUUGAAAUCCUGAAACCUGAAUUUCCAGAACACACACCUUCACCCAGAAUCCACUCAAAAAUCAAAAAAUUUUUACAGCCCGCUCAUCUUCACGAGGAAAUAUCAAAGAAACUAACAAUCUCUGA